Molecule: messenger RNA, 1837 nt
Organism: Pygocentrus nattereri (red-bellied piranha)
Lineage: Eukaryota; Metazoa; Chordata; Actinopteri; Characiformes; Serrasalmidae
Gene: cebp1
Product: CCAAT/enhancer binding protein (C/EBP) 1
Exons: 3
Coding region: 127-741 (204 amino acids)
Biological process (GO): regulation of transcription by RNA polymerase II; DNA-templated transcription; myeloid cell differentiation
Molecular function (GO): DNA-binding transcription factor activity, RNA polymerase II-specific; RNA polymerase II cis-regulatory region sequence-specific DNA binding
Source: RefSeq, a predicted model, not a curated record
GGUUGUGACAGAGGAAGUGAUGGUGUCACGAUCACUUGGGUACCUGUAUCAACGGAUUUUCUGGACAGACCCUCAAAGUUUGGAUGCAACAGGGUGGAACAUUUACUGAAGAAGUGGAGAUUAAAGAUGUCAGUCUCACACAGCUCUUCUUCCUCUCUCGUCUUCUCAUCCCACAAUCACACCUCCUCCUCUGCGGUCAACACCUUGGCCUUGACUCCUGACUCAACCACAUCGUCGCCCAGUUCUCUGGCUGGGCACAUGCCUCAGAUGGACGGAGGGCCAUACAGUCAGUUAAUGGGUGGUCAGCCCAGGACUACUGACAACAGGAGCGUGGAGCCGAUGAUGGGUUUGGCGUACUUGCCUUAUUCGAGCUGUUUGACAGCCUCAGAGAGAGCAGCGCAGCACGGCCACAUUGUGCAACAGGAUUUUUCCCAGUUCCUUCUUCCUCCUCCUCCGUCCACACUCCGUCAGCCAGGUCAGAAAAGGAGCCUGAGUAAGGACAGUGUUGAGUACCGGAUGCGGCGGGAGCGGAACAACAUCGCCGUGAGGAAGAGCCGUGAUAAAGCCCGCCGCCGCAUCUUGCUGACCCAGCAAAGGGCUCUGCAGCUGGAGGAAGAAAACCACAGGCUACAGCUGACCAUUGAACAGCUAAGCCAUGAAGUGGACACUCUCAGACACUACCUUUCACAGCGCCACCUACAGACCAAAGUGGACGACAUGGGAGUCGGCGAGAACUGUUGAGUGACCUUAUAGAAAGUGUCUUGGCCUCUGUGUAUUGAAUGAGGACUAUAUUAUAACCUAUUGACAGUUGAAUGGAGUACAAUUGGGCCUCUACACCACAGUCAGCAUAUCUUUUCUGGUUUUCUGAUAUAAACAUACUUAGUUUAAAUAUUAAUUAAUACACUGUGAAACAAUGUGCUUUUGUGCCUUGUUGGUACAGGAUAGCCAAAAAGAUACUGUCAUCCAAAACGUCUACUACCCAUCCAUUUAAUCCAGCAUGAAACUGUGAAAGAAAUGAUGAAACAACAGUUCUGCCAAAUUCAUUAUAAGAUUGAAAAUUAACACUGUUGAUACGAUGCCUGAGGUCUGCAUUUAGAUUAUUAUAUAUGACGUGAGGCUUUAUGUGCAGAUGUUGCCAAGACAAACAGUAUUUUCCUUUUUUCUUUCUGUAAGAACUAUGCAUGUUAUUGAAUUCUUCUUUUUGCAUCAUUUAUUCUGAAAUGUAUGUCUAAAAAACAAACUUCAAACAAGAAUUUGCCCCCAUUAUCUUUUUCUAGUAUAGGGAAAGAGAUGAAUACAUGAACUCUUCAGAGGGUUUAGACUUAUUUACAUAAUACUUUCAUUGAACAGUAGUUUAAAGUAGUUAUGAAAUAAUAAGUUUCAAGAAUAACAACUAAAUAACACGUCACAAUAAAUAAAUACAUGCAAUUAUAUUUCUUUAUGACAUGUUCAUAAUAUACAAAAAAUGACACUCAUUGCUUUUUUAUGUAAUAACCACCUAUAGAUAGAUAAAUGAUAUCAUGUUGGUUUUACUUAAAAUUAUUUAAAUAAUAAUACCUCAUGCAGAUUGCUUAUUUUUGCCACAAAUUGAAGUGGCUAUGGUUUUUAACUAAUAAAUAUCGCUGUUGUAAGAACAAAACCUUUUUUUCAAAAAACAUUUUUCAGUGUCUGUCGUAAUUUGAAAAUACCUAUUGUCUUUUUCAUUGUGUGCAAGUUUCAUGAUAAUUGAACCAACAGAAAUGACCCAAAAUUACUUGGAAAAAAGUCUCCAUUGUUUUCCAUUGACUUGCAUUGAAAAUAAUGAAGGUUUUUUUCCCUCUCCUGUAAAGUUACCAUU